This is a messenger RNA of Peronospora matthiolae, 369 nucleotides long. NCBI's taxonomy places the organism in Eukaryota, Oomycota, Peronosporomycetes, Peronosporales, Peronosporaceae. The record is from the annotation of a GenBank genome assembly.
AUGUCCUCAUCACCAAACGAGUCAAAGGCUCUGUGUGACUACAUCGGGAUAGAGGGGGAGGUGGACUAUGGUAGCGAUACCAGUGUCCGCGGUGAUACAGGGACAAUGUCCGGCUCACUGAUGCCUAAGGCACGACUUUCGAAGACCCCAAAUCCGUUCUCUGAACGUGGAGGUGCGAGCGCGCCACCAGCGCAGCAUGCAGCAUCUGGGUCUGAUGAGACUAGCAUCACGGACCCGCUCGAUGAGCAACAACAUUUGCUUGUUCAGCAAGAAGAAAACGCUCAGCGUUGUGUACAAAUGGCUGCAACCCUUGAACGCCAGCGUGACUAUGUGUUCACCCCGCUUAGUGUGAAGGAACGUCUACGUUAA